GCCAUAAGGUCUUUUUGCAUGAGUGGGUGAAAAGAAUAAACAGGAUUUUCUAUCGGAAAUGAAAAAACCAAACAAAUCAAUGGUUGCAAUAUGACUCAGGGUACCAGGGACCGAUUUAAAUCCCUCCCGGACAUAGAAUGGCUGCCUCCCUAUUUCCUCACCCCAAGGACGGCCCCAGGGGGCAUCCAUCUAAAGAAAGUGGUGUUCCUUGGCUAUACUGACAUGGCUGCUGCAGGAAGUCGAGCCUUGUUUGGACUCAGUAUGGGCAAGGAGUACGAGAGUGUGGAUAUCAGAGGCCUGGAGUCUGUGGAGAUGGUGUGUAGAAGGGCGGAGCCUGAAGAGGCCACAGAGAGGAAACUGGAGGCGGUGCAGAUACUUCACUGUAAAUAUGAAGAGUUUACGUUGCUGAUUUUCAACUGCAUAAUACCAGCCUCUGUUUGUCACCAUGUUGCAGACAAAAUCCUCAGCCUUUGUAAAGAAAGUAAUGUGAAAAAGCUGGUGAUUCUGACUACACAGAAGAUUUUACAGUUGGAUGAGUUUGACGAUGACGUGAUGCCAAUAUAUGAAAAUGCUUUCAAUAGUGAUCCAGUCACAAAACACCAGCAAUUCCCUAAAGAUACAAAGAUUGUGGAUCCAUUUCUGUCCUCAUUGAUUCAGAUGAUACAAUUUGAUGAUCUACCUUGUCAUAUUUUCACAUCUCCCGGUCACAAGGCAACUCCUGGCCCAGCCAAUGACUAUGACGGAUCAUGCCAGGCGAUUUCUCAAUUUCACGCUGUGUUGAGAAAGUGGUCCAGACUACAUUUUGAUGAGAAAUUCAGCAAAUCUUUGAUCUACAGAGAGCCUGGAUCCGAUUCUGAUAUGAUGUAUGUUUAAAACCUGUGUGAUACUUCCAGCGGUCCUAAAGAUAAUUUCAGCUGAAACUGUUAAAUUUUUAGAAGAUGAAUACCGGUACUUUUAUAAGAAAAAUUAAUAAAUAUUGUAUCAUAAG
Molecule: messenger RNA, 988 nt
Organism: Magallana angulata
Lineage: Eukaryota; Metazoa; Mollusca; Bivalvia; Ostreida; Ostreidae
Exons: 9
Coding region: 91-873 (260 amino acids)
Source: RefSeq, a predicted model, not a curated record